Molecule: messenger RNA, 3511 nt
Organism: Nothobranchius furzeri (turquoise killifish)
Lineage: Eukaryota; Metazoa; Chordata; Actinopteri; Cyprinodontiformes; Nothobranchiidae
Gene: shkbp1
Product: SH3KBP1 binding protein 1
Biological process (GO): protein homooligomerization
Molecular function (GO): protein binding
Source: RefSeq, a predicted model, not a curated record
CCAGGCUUUACUCUCUUCUUCCGUCUGUUUGACAGGAAGCCGUGUCUAAACUGACCGGAAGCUGAUUCUUUCCAAAAAUAUGGAUUAAAUCACUAUUUCUCAGGGGUUUUCUGGGUCUCCGUGUUCUCAGAGGAUGUGUACUCCGGUAAGGAGCGGAGACAUCAUCCACCUGAACGUCGGUGGGAAAAGGUUCUGCACAUCCCGACAGACGCUCACCUGGGUUCCUGACUCCUUCUUCUCCAGUCUUCUGAGUGGGCGCAUCUCGACUCUAAAGGAUGAAACUGGAGCUAUCUUCAUCGACCGGGACCCCUCCCUAUUCGCUCCUAUCCUCAACUUCCUUCGAACCAAAGAGCUAUAUCCCCGCUCCAUCAACGUACACAUGCUCAUUCACGAGGCCGAGUUCUACGGCAUCACGCCGCUGGUUCGCAAGCUGCAGCUGUGUGACGAAUUGGACCGGUCCUCCUGUGGAAACGUUCUGUUCAACGGUUACCUGCCUCCACCAGUUUACCCAGUGAAGCGGCGGAACCGCCACAGUGUGGCUGGAUCGCAGUUCGUGGCGGGUCGGGCUGUAUCAGGGGAGCGUGUACCGGUCCGACGCAGCAACACGAUGCCGCCCAACCUAGGGAUCUCUGGGAUGUUGGGAAGGAUCAGCACGGAGGAGAGAUCAUCAGCAGGUGGGUCGUCGGAUUCCGGCCUGGUUCGGAUCAUCUGUGGGCAUCAUAACUGGAUCGCCGUGGCGUACGCUCAGUUUGUUGUCUGCUACAGAGUGAAGGAGUCGACCGGGUGGCAGCAGGUCUUCACCUCCCCUCGCCUCGACUGCGUGAUCGACAGAGUCGCUCUCAACGCCAGAGUGAUGGGAGGGUCACUAGGGGACAACGACAAGAUGGUGGCUGUUGCCUCGGUGACAGAGAUCAUCCUGUGGACCAUUUGUCCAGACGGGAAUGGGAAUGAAAUCGGUGUGUUCAGCCUGAAUGUGCCGGCUGAGGCACUGUUCUUCGUUGGUAAUCAGCUGAUCGCCACCAGUCACACAGGGAAGGUCGGGGUUUGGAACGCCGUCACCAAACACUGGCAGAACCAGGACGUGGUUCCCAUCAGCAGCUACGACACCGCCGGCUCCUUCCUCAUCCUGGGCUGCAACAACGGGUCCAUCUACUACAUCGAUGUUCAGAAGUUUCCUCUGAGGAUGAAGGACAACGACCUGCUAGUGACUGAGCUCUACAGAGACCCAACUGAAGACGCCAUCACCGCCCUCAGCGUUUACCUGACUCCCAAAACCAGUGACAGUGGGAACUGGAUUGAGAUCGCUUACGGGACCAGUUCUGGGACGGUCCGUGUCAUCGUUCAACAUCCAGAGACGGUUGGUUCUGGACCUCAGCUGUUCCAGACCUUCUCGGUCCAUCGCAGCCCGGUCACCAAGAUCAUGCUGUCAGAGAAACACCUCAUCUCAGUUUGUGCAGACAACAACCACGUCCGCACGUGGACCGUCACUCGCUUCAGAGGGAUGAUCUCCACCCAGCCAGGAUCGACGCCGCUCACCUCCUUCAAGAUCCUCAGCCUGGACGACAUAGAUGGACAUGGAGGCUGCAGCGCCGGGACCGAGAUCGGUCCAUACGGGGAGAGAGAUGACCAGCAGGUUUUCAUUCAGAGGGUUGUUCCCGAUACGGAUAAACUCUACGUCAGGCUGUCGUCCAACGGGAAGAGGGUGUGCGAGGUGCGCUCGGUGGACGGGACGUCCAUCACGGCCUUCAUGGUCCACGAGUGUGAGGGUUCUAGUCGAAUCGGAUCGCGGCCACGCCGCUACCUGUUCAGUGGCCAUAGCAACGGCAGCAUCCAGAUGUGGGACCUGACGACCGCCAUGGAGAUAGCCGGGAAGGUGGACAUCAGAGCGCUGGGCGGGCCAACGGAGGAGGAACUUCUAGAACUGUUAGACCAGUGUGACCUGGCUCUGACCCGAACACCUGACAGCACCCCGAGAGCGUCCACCUGCAGCCUUCACUCUCAGCUCAGCGAUGGGUUCCGGUCCGAUCGGGUCCAGCCAGCAGGAGGACAAGGGGCCGCUGGAGCUUUGGGUUCGUCCAUUUCUCUCUGCGGCAGCCUUCCCCGUCAGGCUCCGCCCCCAGUCCCCCUCACUAAACCGGGUCGAGACAGCGGCCUCUCAGCUGGGCCCGGCCUCUCUGGCUCUGCCCACGUCCGGAACGCCAGCCCUCGCCCUCUCAGACACCACCCGGACCGGGACAGAGACACGGGGUCUGUGCGCAGGGGCAGCUUUGUGGAGCGCUGCCAGGAGCUGGCCAAGGGGUCAGAGGUCACUGUGAGCUCCGGGUUUGGUGCUUCGCCGUGGUCGGAGGGCGUGAGGCGGAGUGUCGCUGUGUGCAGUGAUUUGGAGUCCAGGCUCCACCUCAGGACCCCCACCAGCUUCACCGUGUCCCCUGGAGUUCGUCACUCACCUGGAACCCCCCCACCUCCGUCCUCUUCACCGUUAGCCUCCUCUUCAUCACACCGCAGGGCGCCUCCCACUUCCCCAACAAGCCCCGCCUCUACUGCAACUAGCCCAACCCGCUCGUCGACUCCAGCAGCACCUCGCCGAUCUGCCGCAGCGUCACCACCCCCACCGUCCCUAUCUUCAUCAUCCUCCUCCUCACCACUUGAGAGCCCAGCAAGUCCAGAUGGCACCGGUACCGGCGCAGCAGCCAGUCCCAAACCGCACAUGAACGAGACCAGCUUCUGAUCGCAGCACCGAGACCGGAGGGCUACGAACCGACGCGAGAGGUAAAACCAGCGUGAUUGUGUUGCCAUGGUUGCCACCGAGGCGGCGUUUGCUGAAGUCCUGAAUCGUUUCGGACGCGAUUUCAUCAGAAUCCGAAGCGGCAGCUUUAAGGAAGCUGACUAAACGUUCGAACUUUACAGAACCAGCCGGGUCAGGAGGUCCGAGCGAAGCCGCGAAGCUCCUUUUUAUAACUUUCCUUACAAAUCUCUCAGGAUCUUUUUCCUUUCCUGUACGAUUGUUUUCUAAAGCUAGAACCUUUCUACACUAUUUAUUUUUUUAUUUUGUGUGAGUGAAGCUGAACGUUUCAGCCAAUCAGCUUCCUGCUCUGUAGGCCUGCACCCACCGGUCGAGCGUCUCGUCAGACUAAUCUACGAAACUGGGAAGAGCGAGUCCAUCCUCAUGUCGAGCUGCAGCCGAAUAAUAAUCCAGAUUAUUCUGUUUAAUCACAAAAACACUAAAGUUCGUUUUUUUUGUUCUCAGAAACCGAAAAUAGAGACAAAGUUUUUAGUUUAAAUGUAAAACGGACUUCCUGAAAACCGUUUUUAUGUUCCUCUAAAAUAACAACUCGGUUUCGCUGAACUUGUUCAUAAUUCAGAAGAUUUGAAUCGGUUUGGAGCGAAGACCAACUCGGUCCCAGAAUAACUGGAUUCUGUGUUUUUCUAAACGUUUGUCAACAUUUUCUUGGUUGUUUUAUUUAUUUGUGGGAUUGAUAAACCAGCUUCAAAUUAAACACACCAAAAAAGG